AUGAUCUCCGCAUGUUCAACUUCCUCUCUGUCAAGCCUUUCCCCUUGUGAACAAUCGGACAUCUAUCUAUCUAUCUAUCUAUCUAUCUAUCUAUCUAUCUAUCUAUCUAUCUCAGCCUGUUCAUAUCUAUCUAUCUAUCUAUCUAUCUAUCUAUCUAUCUAUCUAUCUAUCUAUCUAUCUAUCUCAGCCUGUUCAUAUCUAUCUAUCUAUCUAUCUAUCUAUCUAUCUAUCUAUCUAUCUAUCUAUCUAUGUCAUUCUGAAUCUAUCUAUCUUCUAUCUAUCUAUCUAUCUCAUUCAGAAUCUAUCUAUCUAUUUCAGUCUAUUUAUAAAUACCUAUGUAUAAGCUACUCACUGUCUUUAUCUAUCCCUAUCCAUCUCUUUAUAUCUCUGUAUAUAUCACUCUGUUUCUCUCUCUCUCUCUCUCUCUCUCCAAGUAUAAGUCUCUUUGUAUCUAUCUAUAUAUCGGUCUUUCUUUCUUUCUUUCUCUCUCUCUCUAGUUCCUUUUUACCAUCUAUCUAUCUCAUUCUGUUCAUUAAUCUAUCUAUCUAUCUAUCUAUCUAUCUAUCUAUCUAUCUAUCUAUCUAUCUAUUUCAGUCUGUUCAUUAUCUAUCUAUCUAUCUCAGUCUGUUCAUUAUCUAUCUAUCUAUCUAUCUAUCUAUCUAUCUAUCUAUCUACCUCAGUCUCUUUUCAAUUUCUUUGUCGACCCUCUCCUCUGUCCUCUCCUCUCUUCGUCUACUUUGCGUUGAUCGUUUCAUCUUAUUGACGCUCUCCUUUUACUGUCUAUCCACUUCUCUCUCUUCAUCUUAUCGACCCUCUCCUUCUUUCUCUACUAUCUUUAUCGAUCCUAUCAUCAUCAUCAUCAUCAUCAUCAUCCACAAUUUAUUUCCUUGUUUCUUCUUCUUUUUUUCUUUCUUAUUCUAA
Molecule: messenger RNA, 921 nt
Organism: Acanthosepion pharaonis
Lineage: Eukaryota; Metazoa; Mollusca; Cephalopoda; Sepiida; Sepiidae
Source: the annotation of a GenBank genome assembly